Messenger RNA from Aphanomyces astaci, 684 nucleotides. RefSeq lists its product as hypothetical. Bases 1 to 684 code for a protein of 227 amino acids. The record is from RefSeq and is a predicted model, not a curated record. Lineage: Eukaryota; Oomycota; Saprolegniomycetes; Saprolegniales; Verrucalvaceae. The transcript has a single exon.
AUGAACGCGGGACGAACUUACCUGCAAAUCUCCUUGUUCAAGCCCGGUGACGAGUCGCACGACCUGACCGAGUGGGCCAAGAAGUUCCUUGUGAACAGUGCAUUCGACGAAGAGACCUGGGACGUGAUUCUGCUCGGUCCUCUGAGCUAUUCGACCAAGUGGACAGUCCGCAACAAGCCCCACACUGGAAGAAUCACUCUUGUGCUGGACACGGGGGCGUAUUUGGGUCGCUGCCACGGAUGUGCCGGGGGGGCCACCCUUCCGGACCAAGCGUUUGCCGUGCCCCCCUCUGGGGUAAACUACCUCGUCGACCCCAACGUCCAGUGGACAUGUGAGGAAGCUGGGCCCGACAACCGAAUUGCGCUCAAGGGCGAUAUGGGCACGUACUUGAGUCGAUGCCACGGCUGUGUGCCCAUCAUUGGCGGGGUCCCAGACGCCAUGUUCAUGCAUGCGAGAGACUGGCGGAGCAAUGGGCCGGCCCAGUUCACUCUGCACCGCCUGCCUUCUACGCCGCAAAAGAUGCUGGCCGUCAAGGCUUCACAUGACAACUCUGUGGAGUCAGUAGACGAAGCGACUGUUGCUGGGACCGUGGUGGUCGUAGCCUGCUGUGUUGGGGUGGUGGUCGCCGCUAUGACGAUGCAUCGCCGUCGUCGCGUCCGCCGACAAGGGUUUGUUCGCGUGUAA